GCCGGAGUUGGUGUCUUAUGGAGCUGCAGUAGCCGGAGCCGGACACAACACCAACAGUACCCCAACAGCUUUAUUUGCGGGGCUCGGAACUGCAGGUUCGGGACUGCCGAUGAAUUUGCAGCCGAUUCUUGUCCAACAUUCGAACCGGCGGCCUUCGCUGCUCCGCAACACUUCGGCCGGCGGAACCUCCUCGCACGCCACGCCAACCACUACGCCUACCACGAUGGAAGACGUCAAGCACACGCUGGCCGCUGUGGUGCCCGAGCUGAAGGCGGAGCAAGACUUGAAUGUGGCGCUGUGCGUCAACGACAAAAUUGUGUACCACCGCAACACCGCAGAGGAUCUGCUGCAGCGCUUUGACGAGGCGAGCUCCGGUGACGAACUGGGCCACGAACAGAAAAAGAUGCGAGACCUUCGGUUGGCAGCGGGAUUCUUGAGCACUGGAAGCAACAGGAGUGCAUCAAGUAGGG
Molecule: messenger RNA, 470 nt
Organism: Amoebophrya sp. A120
Lineage: Eukaryota; Dinophyceae; Syndiniales; Amoebophryaceae
Source: the annotation of a GenBank genome assembly